Messenger RNA from Pelobates cultripes (western spadefoot toad), 1839 nucleotides. The record is from the annotation of a GenBank genome assembly. NCBI's taxonomy places the organism in Eukaryota, Metazoa, Chordata, Amphibia, Anura, Pelobatidae.
GUUCAUGAAGACACCAAACAAGUGGACUUUCACAAGAGAAUUGCCCGAUCAGAAAGUGCAGCCUACUGGCUCUGGGCGGGAGAGGCGGCCGAUCUCCCAUAACAGAGCUGACGGGCCAUCAACAAUAUCGAGCAGAUGUCCCGCUACCCCCCCCUCUGGACCGGUGGGGGUGAUCCCGGUCCCACCCCCCCCGAGUGGAUACCCUAACAGGAGUCCGGGGAGACACCAUGAUGACAUGCGUUCCACCAGCCUCAAAGCUACAGCACCUACUGCCAUGACUCUGCUGGAGAAAAUUUUCGGGGAUUUCUGGCAGAAGUAGAAAGCAGGCUGCCUCGGGCCACCCCACAGCGGUUGAGUGUUCCCACAACGCAAGUCGCAAUAGAGACGACUACAUACCCACCCAGAGUGCAGUCUGUGCAACUCGACCGGGAACCCAGGAAAACUGCGUACAAGGCGCUGGAGCAGGCCCCAAAAUGGCAGAAUUGUGCACGGCGUCCCCAUCUAAGAAUCAGUACAAAGCAGCACGGAAGAAGGAGCCACGGAGGGGGCCGAAGCUACAAGCACGCAUGGGACCCACAACACAAAGUAGAUCGCCGGCUGCUGGACAACGGCGCAGUGAAGCUUCCCAAGCUUCAGAUGUUGCCCAUCAAGCUACAGUGGCACAACGACGCUGGAGGAGACCCAAGGUGGAGCGGAGGGUUGGUGACCCAUUAAGGUGCAGCACAACUACUCUGCACCACAAACCAAGUAAGCCACUGCUACCGCUAGCAAAGCUCAGACAGACGUUGGACACCUUGCCGGAAUACUAUUGUAAACUUACCUGCCCCCACUCCUGCGGGCUGCUGGGCCUGACACCGGGACUCUCAUGGCAGAACUUAGUCUGACUCCAACGGGGAAUUGGCUGACCCUACAGAUGAGCUGAGGAUUCUCCCACCCCUGGUAAGUAGUUCCAAGGGCACCCUCAACAGACUCAGAAGUUUUUCUUUUUUUUUUUUAAGUGCCUUUUUGUCUUGCACGAGUGGGACUCACAAUUUAAGGGUCUUGAGGGCCUCCGAGGGGUUAUUCGCAUUUGUAGUCACUCCUGAUGCAUAUACCCUAUUGCUGUUUAAACCUUUUUUUUUUUCUUAGUUUUUAUAUGCACUGAGCUUUCCAUGCCUAUACUUAAUCCUUCUCAUGUAUAGACAACAUCGCUGAUAGCCAGUAUAUAAUGUUCUGAGACGUUUGCCUCGCAUGGUUAUACCUUUGUAUUACUUAGCAUCUGAGCACGCAUACUAAUGGAUAGGUCACUGUGUCACGAGAAUUGUUAAUCUCUAUAACAAGAGCAACAUGAUUGCCAAGCAGGCUAUAUCUAUGCCUAUUUGUUAUAACAUACUGCCUGGACCAAGCAUACUGUCGACUACACACUAGGCUGUGUCUCAUACUUCUGUCUGACUGCACACUGCAGUACUAUGCUCGCCAUGAUUAUUCAUUAGUCCCGGACCUUCCUAAGCACAGAUACCUAUCAUCCAACCCACUACUACUAAGCUGAUCGUGUAAAAUAAACUAAUGUCCCUCGCCUGUUUCCUACUGUUGCGACACUCAGCUACUCUACCUAGUGUACUAUUCAUCACGUCUUGCAUGUUUAGCGUUUUAUGUUUUUUUUCUUGAAAAAAGUAUUUCCAACUGUCAUGACCUACAAUUAGACGUGUAUGCAUAGCCUGCCUCUAUGUACACCUAAAAUGUGCCAUUACUCUAAUGUCAUAUGUGUGAAACUCUGUGUUAUUGUAGUGCUUACAUACGCUGUUGUGGCAAUGUAAGAUGUUUUGUUACUUCAUGCACAACAAAAAUAAAGAAUUUUAA